GAAGGAUCCGAUCCGGUUGCCUGUAGUAAAAUUGCAAACAGGAAGAACGGGAAAAUCACACGCCCGUCGGCGAGAUUUUCACCUCUACAGUCCGUUAGUAGGUGGGGAGAAAGUUUUUCUUCGUACCGUGCUGAAUAUGGAGACCGACUCCAGAAAGCUUCCAUUUAUCCUUACAAUUAUUGCUGUUUUGGCCCUCUUGUACAGUGAUGCCGUGAGAGCAUGGACUGGUGAAAUCCAUGGCAGAGUGGUGUGUGAUGUAUGUGGGGAUUCUUCUGUCGGCCCUGAAGACCAUGUUUUAGCAGGUGCUGAGGUAGCUGUUCUUUGCAUAACAAAGUCUGGUGAAGUUCUGAAUUACCAGGCGUUCACAAAUUCUAAUGGCGUAUACACAGUGGCAGAGACAAUGCCGGAGGCUGAUCGCUGGGAUGCUUGCCUAGCAAGGCCUAUCAGCAGCUUCCAUGAGCACUGCACACAAUCAGGAGAUGGCAAUGCUGGUUUCAAGUUCAGCUACAAUCAUCCAUCUGGCUAUUCCCACACUGUCAGACCAUUUGUGUAUCGGCCUACCAAUCUACCAACAUAUUGCAUCUAGUGAAAAUGUUAGGCACAUUCCACAUAUACAACGGAAGGCACAUUUUACAUUUACAACAGAAGGUUUCUUCUGCAAUUACAACUGUAUAUUAGCGUGUGUAUGUGUGCUUUGAAUAACGCAUGCGGUAUUUUGGCCGUAAGUUAUCCACUCUCAGUUUCUACACUGCUGUGGUUGGUGUUUGUAAGUAAAGCUGCUUUUAAUGUGAUGCUAAGAUGAGUCGUAGCCUCUAAGACUCUCUCUCUC
Messenger RNA from Coffea eugenioides, 829 nucleotides. RefSeq lists its product as uncharacterized. The coding region runs from base 137 to 586 and encodes 149 amino acids. NCBI's taxonomy places the organism in Eukaryota, Viridiplantae, Streptophyta, Magnoliopsida, Gentianales, Rubiaceae. The record is from RefSeq and is a predicted model, not a curated record. The transcript has 2 exons.